Stylophora pistillata is the source of this 2206-nucleotide messenger RNA. RefSeq names its product protein phosphatase 2C-like domain-containing protein 1. The record is from RefSeq and is a predicted model, not a curated record. Gene Ontology annotation, biological process: protein dephosphorylation. Lineage: Eukaryota; Metazoa; Cnidaria; Anthozoa; Scleractinia; Pocilloporidae. Gene Ontology annotation, molecular function: protein serine/threonine phosphatase activity.
AGUGAGCGGCGGGAAUAUAUGGCCUCUUUGUUGAUAUGCCCACUGUAAAUGAGGGCUUUGAUAGGCGCUCUUUUACGAUGGACAACCAUUUUCAUGAAGACAGUGUUAAUCUGAGGGGUGCCUCUCAACCUGUCGAAGAAUUAAGCUAUCUGGACGACAGCGAUAUCCAUAUUGACAAUUCAGAUGUUGAUUGCUCGUUGCACUUACCACCGAUUGUAAAUCAUCCAGUUAUUCCUGUAAAACCCGAAAUAUCCAUCAUCUGCAUGAAGUGCGAGGAAGAAAUAAAAGUCCGACAGCUUAAAGAACACCAAGCAUUUCACAACGCUUUGGAAAUGUUCCGAUUCAACAUGGAACGGAAACCUUCGAGUGUCAAACAAUUAGUGAAACGACGCCGAACAAUUAUGCGUCGAAUCAACGAGACAGCCAACUCUGAAAAUCCAGUUUCCAUGAAGAAACUCCAGAAAUUGAACCUGGCUUAUGAGCUCCUCAAGGCUGAUAUCGAAGGAACAAAAACAACUCUUCGAAAUGUGGACGAUCUUUUCCAAAUCCGGCCAAAUGUCGAAGGUCGUGGAACAGUUCUCAACUGUGCCUUGGCGUUCGGUGUUUGUCAGCAUGCGAAUUCGCGAUGGAAAACAUCGAUGGAGGAUCGUUUCGCGUUUAAGGAUUUUUUCUGUAACGAUCCUCAGAGCGGGUUCUUUGCUGUUUAUGAUGGUUAUUCGGGGAGUAUGGCUGCUGAGAAAUGCGCUCGGUAUUUGGGUGAAAUCUUUGAGGAGAAAGUCGAAAGAAUUUACAACACAAUCAUGAAACACAACAACGUCGACGCGGAAAUCUCGGCCGCUUUUAACGAUACCUACGAGGAGAUGGACAAAAUUUUGCUUCACGGUGUGGAAGAACAAUCAAGAAAUCGCUGGAGUGGUUGUUCUGCCCUAACUUGCUUGCUGCGUGGGAACAAUUUGUAUGUGGCGAACGCUGGGAACAUUCGAGCGGUUUUAUGCCGGGGGGAUGGCUCGAUGGAACGGUUAUCAAACGAUCACAGUCCUUGGAAUAAAAAAGAGCGUCAUCGUAUAAGGAAAGCUAAAGGAGACGUAUCUAAAAGCGAUAAAACAGCUUUGGUUAAUGGCGUGGUGAAAAGUACCCGGGGUCUCGGCAAUCAUGGAGAUCCCAGUCUGAAAACUUGCGUGGUUACAACACCAGUAGUCAAUUGCUUCACUUUGGAAGACACCGACCAGUUUCUUAUUCUCGCAUCUAAUGGGGUUUGGCAAGUGUUUAGUGAGGAAGAGGUCAUUCUCCUUAUAGAGGAUCUCGUACCUGAUAUUGAUGUAAGAGCUAUGGUUAAGAGAAUGCAAGAAAAAGCUUCUGCUCUUGGGGAAGGGCUGCCUGUCCCAAAGGGGGAUGAAAUUCCCAGACGUAACAAGGGCGUGGUGGAUAUGGACGAAGACAAUGACUUUUCAAUGACACAAUCUUCUGAACAAAGUUCACUAGAGAACAUGAUUAGCGACAAAGAAAAUGGCAAUUCCAUGGAGAGGUUCCAAAACAUGGAAAUAGAAAUGGAUGACAAUAAAGGCACUGAUUUGUUGCCUACCCCUUCUAUUAGGUUACGGGCAUCAAAGGUCUUGGAAGAAGACAAGGCUUCUGCGCUUGCCAGGGCCUUAAGUGAAAGGCUGGUGGAAGGAUCUAUCCUGGCUGGUAGUCAUGACAAUAUCACUGUUGCAGUUGUUCUUUUUGGUGGAUGUCCGCUUCAGAUGUUUCUUUUGCCGUCACUAUGAUUGAUACAAUCAAAAUUCUCAUACAGGUUUUGACACUGGUCUCUUAAGUUAGAUCUAGAAUUUGGUGUUGCACUUAGAGGUAAUUCCAUCAUUUUGUUGACCAUUUUUACUAUCACCAAUCUGUUUGGUAGUAUAUUAAUCUUAGGAAGAAAAAUACCAUUUAAUCUCUGCCUGCUCAGAGUUAGUGGGGGAUAGGAGUUACGUAGCAUAUAUUUGUUGUGGAAACAAUCUGCCCCGUGUUCCAAACCAUUACCCUUUAAUGUGACUAAGACUGACAAAACCAUUUUCAAUAAAAAAACCAUGGAAAAAUAAAGAGUCAGGGUAAAUUAUUUAACUCUUAAAACCCAGGAGUAACUAGUAUCAAGAGUGCAAGAAAUUAUUACUUACCAAGAUUCCAAUACCUGAUCUAAAAAGGGCACCCAAAAUAAAGGUUGUGUAAA